This is a messenger RNA of Actinia tenebrosa (Australian red waratah sea anemone), 1428 nucleotides long. RefSeq lists its product as uncharacterized. The record is from RefSeq and is a predicted model, not a curated record. NCBI's taxonomy places the organism in Eukaryota, Metazoa, Cnidaria, Anthozoa, Actiniaria, Actiniidae.
GUUUCAGUGAACAAACAACGAGAGUGACUCUCGAUUAGUAAGCUGAAAGAAGAUAAAAUGAUCACACAAACUUUAUCCGUACUUAUCCUAUUCCUCCUGAAGCAAGAAGCCACCUACGCUACGAUGUGGCCGAUACAAGGACGUUCAGAGCUCAACCUGUACUUGCAAGGAUUCACCCUUGAAUCUUUACAGGUGGACACAAUCUUUGAAUGUUACAGAAAGUGUGAAGACAACAAACGUUGUGCAAGCAUCAACAUCAACCUGACGAACAAGACAUGUGAACUGAAGUACUCUACCAAGACCACACACCCAGAAAAGAUCGUAACCAGCAAAAUACCAUUUACAUGGAAAUACGAGAGCAUAAAGAGCCGGGAUCGGGACCUGAUAACCCCAUUACAAAUUGCAAGAGCCUGAAGGAGAGUGACAGCCAGGCAAAGUCAGGUGUUUACUGGAUGAAGUUCAAUGAGACAUCCUCUGCGCCAUUCCAAGUGUUUUGUGACAUGACCACCGAUGGAGGAGGCUGGACCCUUGUCUACAGCUAUACCUUUACUAAGUAUGAUUACUUUUCUCAUUCUGAUAACGCAGUUACCCCAAUACCAACCUGGCCGCUCGACUUUUCUGCUUACAGAUUCGUACCACGGUCUAACACCACCCCAAUCAAUGAAUCAUCCCAUUCGGCCAUAGAUUUCGCGCUAUGGAAAAAGAUCGGUAGUGAGUUUCUUAUCGCUCCAAACAUCAUCAACUGGUAUGCUUGCAAGGAGGGAACUGGAAGUUUCGUUAACUGGCAGCCCGGAACUUUGACUUGCCGAGAGGUAAAAAAUUUAAUUCCACCGCGUAGUCCAAAUUGUGCACUGAGAGCUCCAAAUUCAAUAUCUUUGAGUGCUUGUGGAGUUUUAAUGAAAUCUUCUAGCAGUUCUAAAAUGAUCAAUCUAAACGGUCGUGUUGAUGGCUGUUAUCCCGUUCACGAUAGCUGUGGUACGGGUACAACAACGACUGAUCACUUGAGAAAUAUUCCUAACCCAGGAGGUAAACUGUACAUUCGUUAAAGUACGUUAACUGCUGCACAAAAUCUAAAAUUUCCAAGUAUAGGAAACUCACGCACAGAGCUGCAAAUCACUGCAUGCCUUCUUCGAGUUAAGUUAAGUUAAUACUUAACUUACAGACAUAUUAAUGCUAGGGAUUUUAAGUUUAAAGGCCGGGACGGAAUGACAGUAGACUGACAAGAGCAAGAGGAGAAAGGAGGAGAAAUAAAUCGAUAGAUACAAGAGGAAGAACCUUCAAUAAGACAAAGAUGAAAAAGAUGAAGUCGACGAGUGAGCCAAACCUAAUCAAAUGCAUUAGCAGCUAAAUUGAGUAACAACUAACAAAGUUAUUGAACGUUUGAGAGAACUUGUUACACCUUGUGAAACUAAACUUUUGAAAAUAUAA